AUGGCGUACCCCGCGGCGCCGCACGCGAGCUCGGCCUUCCUCGCCAGCCCCGCGGCGCCGCUCCCCGCGCGCCGCGCCUCGCCCCCGGUCCCGCGCCGCGCGUUGUCGGCCGCCGCCGCCCCCACCACCAGCAACUGCGUCCUCGCCGACGCCCCCCGGGAGAUCAAGGAGGAGCAGGCGGACGCGGGCGCCCAGGCGGCGGCGCGGAGGGACGUCAGCCCGGACACGGUGGCCUCCAUCAUCCUCGGCGGUGGCGCUGGCACGCGCCUCUUCCCGCUCACGCGGACCAGGGCCAAGCCCGCGGUGCCCGUCGGGGGAUGCUACAGGCUCAUCGACAUCCCGAUGAGCAACUGCAUAAACAGCAAGAUCAACAAGAUCUACGUCCUCACCCAGUUCAAUUCCCAGUCUCUCAAUCGCCAUAUCGCACGGACAUACAACUUUGGUGAGGGAGUUGGAUUUAGUGGUGGGUCCGUGGAGGUGCUGGCAGCUACCCAGACAGCUGGGGAAUCCGGAAAGAAAUGGUUCCAGGGAACAGCAGAUGCUGUCAGGCAGUUCCUCUGGCUUUUUGAGGACGCAAGACUCAAAUGUAUAGAAAACAUACUGAUUCUGUCUGGCGAUCAUCUGUAUAGGAUGGAUUAUAUGGACUUUGUGCAGAAGCAUGUUGACUCUGGUGCUGAUAUUUCAGUUGCGUGUGUUCCUAUGGAUGAAAGUCGAGCAUCUGAUUUUGGAUUGAUGAAGGCUGACAGGAAUGGUCGUAUCACUGAUUUCGUUGAAAAGCCCAAGGGUGAAAAUUUGAAAUCAAUGCAAAUGGACAUGGGAUUGUUUGGAUUAUCCCCAGAGUUUGCAAGUACAUACAAAUACAUGGCUUCAAUGGGAAUAUAUGUAUUCAAGGCAGAUGUUCUCAGAAAGCUUCUGAGAGUCCAUUAUCCUACAGCUAAUGAUUUUGGCUCAGAAGUGAUUCCAAUGGCUGCAAAAGAUUAUGAUGUGCAGGCUUAUUUGUUUGAUGGUUACUGGGAAGAUAUUGGAACAAUAAAGUCUUUCUUUGAAGCAAACCUUGCUCUCACUGAUCAGUCUCCCAACUUCUAUUUUUAUGAUCCCGUGAAACCUAUUUUUACAUCUCCUAGAUUUUUACCUCCAACCAAGGUAGAAAACUGCAAGGUUUUGAACUCUAUAGUUUCACAUGGCUGCUUUCUAACUGAGUGCAGUGUUGAGCACUCUGUCAUUGGUAUCCGCUCAAGAUUAGAACCGGGAGUGCAGCUCAAGGACACAAUGAUGAUGGGGGCAGAUUACUACCAGACUGAAGCUGAGAGAUUAUCUGAACUGUCAGUUGGAAAAGUUCCAGUCGGUGUUGGAGAGAACACUAAAAUAAGGAACUGUAUCAUUGAUAAAAAUGCUCGAAUUGGGAAGAAUGUAGUCAUUAUGAACUCUGAGAAUGUGCAAGAAGCAGACAGGCCAGCUGAAGGAUAUUACAUUCGUUCUGGGAUAACUGUGGUGCUCAAGAAUGCAGUAAUUCUGAAUGAUACAACAAUUUAG
This is a messenger RNA of Miscanthus lutarioriparius, 1533 nucleotides long. Lineage: Eukaryota; Viridiplantae; Streptophyta; Magnoliopsida; Poales; Poaceae. The record is from the annotation of a GenBank genome assembly.